Pseudozyma flocculosa PF-1 is the source of this 2796-nucleotide messenger RNA. RefSeq lists its product as uncharacterized. The coding region runs from base 1 to 2796 and encodes 931 amino acids. The record is from RefSeq and is a predicted model, not a curated record. The transcript is spliced from 2 exons. Lineage: Eukaryota; Fungi; Basidiomycota; Ustilaginomycetes; Ustilaginales; Ustilaginaceae.
AUGGCCGCCGCAGCCUCUAGAUUCAGCAUAUCCAGUCGCACCUCGUCCGCCCCAUCACCUGCACCACCGCCGCAUCCACCGCUACCAUCAGAUACCACCCAGCCAACAGCUCCCGCACCAAUGUCAACCACCCCACCCGCAUCCCAGUCCCAGUCCCCGGCGCUGGCCGCCAGGUCGCUACCUGCCUCCACACUGGCCGCACCAUCUGCGGCAUCGCCGUCUGCCGGCGAGCGCCCCCUUCGAUGGCUGCUCAUCGAUGUCGCAGAGUCGUCUCGCACCUUUCUCCGCGCCUUGGCCUCCUCCGAGGCUGAUGGCAGCGUACAGGGCCAGCAAACCACCGCAAACGGCUCCUCCGCCUCGUCUACCGCGCCGACCUCUUCGAAUGCCGCCCAGACCUUGACGCACCAGAAGCACCUGUCCACGGCCGCUCCAGUCCAGGGUGCCGCCGUGGGCCAGCUCGACAAACGCCUAUCGCUGCCCUUUGGAGGGUCCGUUGCCAGCAACGCGCCCUCGAGCUCAAAGGGCCCUUCAAAGAAGCCCAGCUUCAUGUCCCGGCUCAGAUCAGGCAGCACCUCGAUCAGCAGCGCCGCCUCCUCGUCCUCGGAAAAGGAGAACAAGUCGAUCGACGCACCCGCGGCGGCCUCUCAGAUCGCCAAUGGCGCCUCUACGCCGGCGCAGCUCUCCCCCAGGAUUCAGGAGGCAAGGCUUUCGGCGACGCCGCGACAAACAGUCGCUAGGCUCGCCUCUGCGACACCCGAGAGCUCGGACGUUGGAGCCGCGUGGGCUCUUGUCAAGCAAUGCGGCGUCCACACCGUCGACGAGGCCGUUGGCAAGGCUGCUGCCAAUCAUAUCGACGUAGACCCGCAAGCCUUGGCAGACCUGAUUCGGAGCGAGAGCAUCGAAGCCGUCUACAUAGGGGAAGGGACGAAGCCGGACCGCGCGCUCGCCGUGCGUCUGCUGGAGGCUCUCUCUGCGGCUGGACCACAGAAGGCGCCAAAUGCGAUCGCCGUCGAUCCGGCCUUGACUCGGGCCCUGACGGCUCAGGAUGCCGCUUCCCUGGUUGCGCUGGCCGCUCAGACCGGCACUUGGCUGGCGCUUCCAACGAAGUGGGGCCGAGAUGGACAAGCAAACGCCAACGCGCUCGUGCAAGGCUGCGCCCGGGACCUGCUGGAGGGAAGGCUAUACAGUCCCAGCUUCACCUGGGAUGAGACGCUGGCGGUGCUUGAGAGUCUCGACGAGCUGAGGCAGACUGCGGUGCCGCUUCCUCCGACGGCCCCUGCAGAGGUACCUGCUGGCCGGCUGCCAAAGAUCGAGGACCUCUCGGACACGAGCAUGGAAAGCACGGGGAGCAGCGUCGCCGCUUCGCCUCGGCUCGGCACGCCCGCCGCGGACGAGUCGACCACGAACCUGUCGACUGCCGCGUUGCGUGCAAAGCUGCAAGAGGCACAACACAUCCUGCGCCAAAAGAAUGCACUCAUCGCCGCACUAGAACAGCAGCCUCGAAGCGGCGGCAGCAGCAACGGCGUGGGCGGUGGCAGUCCCAGCCUCGGAUCGUCGGCCAAAGUUGCGAGGUCGCCGAGCCCCGCUGCCUCGCUCCGCCCCAGGAAGACGAGCGUCGGCUCGACUCAGGAAAGGAACGCUGCUCCAUCGCGCCCGGCAACACCGACGAGGACGCGCAAGAACAGCAGCGCCAGUGUCGCCGGCGAGGGAGCCGUCGAUGGCGCCUCGACUCCGCGACGCCCGACAGGCUCUGCGGUUGGCCAAGGAGCCGCUCGAACGCGGAAGAACAGCAAGAGCAGCCUCGUCGACAACCAGCUGAACCUGAGUCCGCCGGUGUCGAGCGUCAAUCAGUUCGACAGCGCGCCGGCAUCGCCUACCAGCGGAGCGCUGGAGCCUGUCAAGGAGGCCCGUCGAAACAUGGACAGGGCUCUCGCCGCCGGGCUGGCCGAUUCGCACCGCUCCCCGACGGUGGCCAGCGAGAACCGACGCAUCGCCUCGCUGACCCAGCAGGCCAACGGGAUCGCUGCAAACGGCGGCGGCGGCGGCGGCGGCGGCGGUGGGUCCGGGAAAGUGAUCCACGCACUCACCGCCGAGCUGGAAGAGACGAAGCUUCAGCUCGACUUGACACGGACGCGGCUGCGGGCCGCGCAGCUGCAGGCCUCGGGGCUCCAGCGGCAGCACGACGACCUCAAAGACAGCCUCGGCCGGACGCGCCUGGAAAACGAGUCCAACGCCCAGAUGCUAGCGCGCAAGGAGCGGCAGACGUCCGAGGCGCUGGAGCGGGCGCGCAAGGCCGAGCACGAGGCCAAGGAGCUCGGGCGGAGCAGCCGAGAGUGGGGCACGCGGGUGCGCGAGGUCGAGGCGCAGCUGGGCCAGGAGCGGAUCCUCAAGGCGAGGGCCGAGGCGCAGUACGAGGCGCUGUCGGCGUCGUGGAAGUCGACGCGGGAGAAGCUGCAGCAGGACGUCGAGCAGCUGCGGAUCGACGUGUCGAAGCAGGCGAUCGAGAACAGCGGGGAGGCGCAGAAGCUGCUCAAGGUCAAGACCGAGAUGGAGGAGGCGUGGAGGCAGCGCGACAUGGAAAAGGGCGCGCUGGGCGACCUGCUCGAGCGGCUCCAGAGCCAGCAGCAGCACGUCGAACGCAUCAUCCAGCAGAGUGUCGGCGCGCUCGUCGAGAGGCUCGACGAGUACGAGAGCCACACGCGCAAGCAGGACGACGAGGUGGCCUACGUCGGCGGCGAGCUGCGCAGGAUCCUGCGCCUGAUGCGCAGCGGCUCGACGGAUCCCCACGCGCCGUAA